Molecule: messenger RNA, 2576 nt
Organism: Cryptotermes secundus
Lineage: Eukaryota; Metazoa; Arthropoda; Insecta; Blattodea; Kalotermitidae
Gene: Cpr97Eb
Exons: 2
Coding region: 73-804 (243 amino acids)
Cellular component (GO): chitin-based extracellular matrix
Molecular function (GO): structural constituent of chitin-based larval cuticle
Source: RefSeq, a predicted model, not a curated record
CACUCUAUAUAAGCCAGCGCUUCUCUAUGCCCAACUGUUUUCUCGUGUCAAGCACCACCGCAUACUCUCGACAUGGGAUCCUCUCCGAUAAUUGUUGUUUCGAUGCUGAUGGUUGUCAUGGUUACCGGGCAGUACUACGACCAAACGACCCCAGUUCCGAUCCUGAAACAGAUCAAUCGGCACAACGAGGACGGAUCCUACAGCUACGGAUACGAGGCAGCUGACGGUAGCUACAAGAUAGAAACGAAACAUCCGACAGGGGACGUAGUCGGCAAGUAUGGCUACGUCGAUGACACGGGCAAAGUACGUGAGGUGGAGUAUGGUGCUAGCAGACGUGGGUUCGAGCCUGCAGGUACAGGAAUCAACGUGGCUCCCCCAACACUCACUAACAACUACAAUCAAGGCAACUCGCUGGGAAGUGACUAUGACGACGGCCAGUAUCGUGAGGAUCCAAGUAUCUACUACAAAUCAUCUUCUUUUAACAGUGCACCGAAUAGGCCCUCGUACCAGAAUACACAAUCUAGAUACUCUCAAAACCAGCAGUCCUCUAGUUACAACCCGCAACCCUCAUACCAGGAGCGUUAUAACUCACAACCCUCAUACCAGGAGCGUUACAACUCACAACCCUCAUACCAGGAGCGUUACAACCCCCCUCCCCAACAACAAUACAACUCACCCCAAAAUCAGUAUAAUUCUCCUCAGCAGCCCUACUAUCCUAAAAUUGAUCCCAACCAAUUCCGUGGUCACCCAGCAACUAAUUUUGAUGUAUAUUCAGGAUCUUACAGUGUCAACUACUCCGGCUGAAGGACACGUGUUUCACAGACAAUCGCCAUGUUGCUUUGUCCUAAACAAUGUACGUUGACCUGAUUGUUUUGGAUUACCGUACUGAAUAAGGGAUGCUAUUCGGUAACUUGACACGAUAUCGGUCAAAAUAUGUGGAUAUCGUACUUAAUUACUGAUAGAAAUGCAUUGUUGUAAUAAAAACAGAUAAAGCAACAAUCUUAUACUCAUUCCGCUGUCAUAAUUUCAGCUGCAGAUGUGAGAGCAGUAGAUAUGAAUGUAAGGAAUUUGACAUUUUGUCAGUUUCCAUGUUGUUAACAUGAUAUUUUAUCUUGUUUUUCUACCUUUCCUUUACUUAUAUCAAAAUAUUAAGUCAUAUAAAGUACAAUAUGUUAGAAUACCUAGAUACAUGAUCCGUGUUGGCAUUCUAGAGUGAAGAAUGUUGCCAUCUCAUCGCGUGAUAUACUUGGUAGUUCAAAGAUCAUAAAUUAACGAGGGAAGAAGACCCAAGGCGACACAAAUGUUCAUGCAAAGGAACAUCAGGUCUACAGCUCAUGUUACAGGGAGUCCGAACCUAGUCACUACUAUUCUGGACAUUUAACCCAUUGCGGUGAAUUUGUAGAAUCCAUGUUUAAGCUACAAAAGACAUAAUGAUUUGUGGUCAGUGAAUAAUGCCUGAAUUAACUUGAAUAAAAGUUUGAAUAAUUGCAUCUGCCCAAUUUAUAGCGGUUUAUGAUCAAUAUACCUGCCUCAAAGCAAUCCCAGAAUGUUCAGUCAGUUUCCCUGUGGGUGCCUAGUCAGGCGGUAGAGUCGGACAUUCCUCUUUUCAAGACGGACCGACCCAUAAGACAUUGAAUGGCUUAAGGGGAACUUUAACUAGAAAACUCAGUCUAUUUACAGUAAUACCCACCUAUACGCUGUAUUUCUGUUAUGAACUAUACAGGAUAAUUAUGAGGAUACUGGCGAAAUUCGUGAAUAUAUUAAUCAAUGAACUCAUAACAAAGAGUUAUAUUAAUAUGGACCCCGUUCUUAUAGUUCAAGGAGAGAUGACAGUUUGAAAGCAAUAUGACAGAAUUGAGAAGAUUAAGAGAGAUUUUCGUUGAAUUUUAAUGAGAAACUGAAGUAAUUGCUAUUUAAUAGCGAAACAUCUUACAGAAACUGUUCAGAGUGUCCGCUUGCGGUCUGAAUAUAUUUUGAACACAUUUACCCAUGCGUAGUGUUACAGAUCACUGCAACAGCACGCAGUGCUAAAUUGUGCGUUCAAAUGACAGUUUUAUACCUUUUUUCGUUAUUAAGAAGCAUUUAUUUUAGUUUUACUCUGAAGUUAGUAUGAAAUUUUUCAUCGAAGCCUCGUAUCUCUGGUAUAGCACUUUCACAUUUUCAUGAAUUCUUAACCUUUCAAGACUGGGCACAAAUUUAUAUGAAUAUUUUAUUCAGAAUCACGUGAUUAAUAUACCCACGAAGUCUGGUAGAUUUCUGAUAAAUCACUUUGUAUAUGCUCAAGUACUGACAAGUUAUAUUCCUAGUAACUUAUUACUUAGUCACGUUAAUCCAACGAACACUCCAAUAGAAAUAUAUUAAGAUUUUAUAUCCUGUAGUUAUGUAGCAUAUAUAUAUUGUGGCUUCUCCAGACUUUACUGAAAAAUGAAUUACUCAUCUACAGAGAAAAUAAUUAAUCUGAGAUUCUACUGCAAGUUUCAGUUUCGUCGUGUUUGUAUGGUAACUAUGUAACGCUGAUGGUGGUUGUGAUAUUUUGUUUUGUGUAUGAAUAAAGGUUGAAAGUUUAAAUAAUUUCA